UCUAACAGAAACGCAGAGCAGCGCGCUGGUGCGCACUUAGAUCGCUCUGAUCCGCUGACUGACCGCACGCGCUCACUCUCGCGCUCUCCCUGCUCCUCAUCUCGCGCACCUCCACUCCAGUCACCUCUCUGGCCGCACUCCGAGUCAAUGACCAAAAACAGUGACUAGACAAGGAACAACGGCGAAGGAAUAUAAAUGAAAUAUGGACGAAUAAUGCGAGGGCCGUUAUUUGGCAGACGUACAGGGGGACCGCUGUCGCAGAGGACGAGGAGGAGGAGGAGGAGAAGGCACGGAGGAGAGAGGGAAAAGGCGCCACAUCUGCCGUGACUUUGGGGGGAUUUCUCUCCGGCAAAGUGGGGAGAUAAAAAGGGGGGGAUACGGCACAUUCUUUGGAUGCCAAAAUUCACCUUUCUGUGAGAGGAACGAGGAAUAUGAGUCGGAAUUAUCCUGAUGGACAAGCAUGUCGGUUUUGGCGACCGUUUGUCAUUUUUCUGCUGUGCAGUUUCGUCAGUUAAGGUAACGUCUCAUUAACGUAGUUGCAGCGCGAGUCAACGCCGUAUGUGAGUCAGCUGCGAGAAACGUCUUUUAAUGAAAGCACCGCUGCUGGGGGUUAUCGGUUUAUAUAUAAACAUAUAUAUUGAUGCAUCCUUUGGACAGGGCUGGGCCUCCCAGGGAGCGGAGUGGAUUUGUUUGGGGGUAAAGGAGGGCGGUUUUUAAGAGGCGACACCCCCCAGUCCCCCCCCCCCUUACAUAAAUGUUUGCGUGCCGUUAGUGCUCUCGUUCUCGACCGACCCCCUUCUUCAUCCGAAUAGGCUGCUGAGUCUCACGCAGACGGGCGCAUCUCAUAUGCACACAGACACAGACCGACCUGGACAUCAUCUCACGCGCAAAGCACACACAUCUCAUAUGCAUACAUAAUUACACACACACAGGCUUUCCCCUCCACACCCCAACCCCUCCUCUCACCCCCCACUCCCACUAUCUAAUGACUCCCCGGCGCAGAGGUGGACGUGGUACGGAACCGACUGUAGCACCACCAUCAUCUUCAGCACUACCACUUUUAUCAACACCGUCCUCCUCCUCCUCCUCCUCCUCCUCCUCUUCCUCGCCACCACCAUGUCCUCGUCGUCACGUAAGAUCUCCUCCGAGUCGUUCAGCAGCUCGGUGGGCUCGGACUGCGGACUCGAAAGCCCCGGGGGAGACGGAGUGGACGGUGGUUUGGAGACGGCGGAGGAGACCCGAGGCUGUCCCUUCUCAUCCUUCCCCUCGUCCCACAGAGCGGUGCUCUGGAACGGCCGCAGUCCCUGCGAUAGGUCGGCGUUCCCGGCGGGCGAAGAGCAGCAAGGACCCGGUGUACCCCACAAGAGGGUCACCAGGAGGAGACGGGUGAACCUGGACUCGCUGGGAGAGAGCCUGAGGCGACUGACCUCACCCAUGACACAGACUGUUCAGGAGGCUCUACAGCGAACUCUACAAUUCUACAGACAGCAAGAGCUCAGGUGUCAGGAAAUUGGCAGUGAAGAGCGGCGAAGAGAAAAGAGAGAAGAUAAGUGUCCAUUUCUAGAAAAUUCUGGCUCAGAGGAAGAUGUCCUACAAAUCCUUCAGUACAUGGCCACCAUACUGGGAGUACCAUUCUGUGAACUGCGAGAACAUUUUGGAGAAGAGUUCUUCGGCCUCUGCUUCGAAGAAAAUGAACGAGUUCUUCGGGCUGUAGGUGGUAACCUCCAGGACUUCUUCAAUGGCUUCGAUGCCAUUUUGGAACACAUUCGCACCUCCACAGGGCGCCGUGCCUCAUCUGAGAGUCCCUCCUUCCAGUGCAAGGAUCCUCAUGAGGAGGAGAAAGGGAGAAGAAAAUUGGUUAGCAUUGGAGAGCGAGGAGAAAGAGAUGGAAGAGGGAAGAUGUUGCUUCUUCAUUGUUUUAACCCUGCCCCUGUUGUUGGACUGGUUAUGCCGGGGUUGAUCCGUGCUGUUGCCAGGCGGAUCUUUCAUUCAGAAGUUGAGGUGGAGGAGGUGCCACCUUUAACUCCCUUAUUGCCCAAUGAAGACACAGAACAUACAGACGGUGACUCCACAACCCCCACCCCAACUGCGUCCCCCAAUGCCUCACCCUCACCCUCCUCAUCCCCAUCCCCUCCCUCUCCUUUCCCAACAUCUGUACCCACAGUUUGCUUGUCCUUCCAAAUCCAGGAAACACGCCCUCCUUCUCUCUCUUCCUUCCCAAAUGCUGCCUCGGUGAGCACUAAACGACCUCCCCUUUCACUCUCCACUAACCCCAGCGAUCUGCGCAUCGGCCUGGCCACCUUUUGCCGUGCCUUUCCAUUUCACCUUGUCCUGGGGCCUCGCAUGGAGCUACUGCAGCUUGGAGAGGGAUUGAGGAGACAGGCUCGUAUUGAGCCUCACCGGAGCCUCUCUUUCAGGGACUGUUUUGAGAUUGUCUCACCCAAGAUGGAGCCUUCAUUCCAAGGCAUCCUUCUGAGGCUUGCAUCCCCAUUUACCAUCCGUACCAGACCUGAUACCAUGCAGACUGGCACCAAGGAGAAGGUCAUGGAGCUGAAGGGUCAGAUGAUCCAUGUGCCCGAGUCCUGCUCCCUGAUGUUUCUGGGCUCGCCACGUGUUGAUAAGUUGGAGGAGCUGAUGGGCAGGGGACUCCACCUGUCAGAUAUUCCCAUCCAUGAUGCCACACGGGAUGUUAUUCUGGUGGGGGAGCAGGCCAAGGCCCAGGAUGGUCUGAAGAAGAGAAUGGACAAACUUAAGGCCACCUUAGAGCGAACUCACCAGGCACUGGAGGAGGAAAAGAGGAGAACUGUGGACCUCCUGUAUUCCAUAUUUCCAGGUGAUGUGGCACAGAAACUGUGGCAGGGUCAGCCAGUGCCCGCUCGAAAAUUUGAUGACGUUACCAUGCUGUUCUCGGACAUCGUGGGUUUUACUGCUGUGUGUGCCCAGUGCACACCUAUGCAAGUUAUCUCCAUGCUGAACGAGCUUUACACGCGGUUCGACUACCAAUGUGGCAUUCUGGAUGUGUAUAAGAUCGAGACAAUAGGUGAUGCCUACUGUGUGGCAGGAGGACUUCACAAGAAGGUUGAUAGUCAUGCAAAGCCAAUUGCACACAUGGCUCUGAAGAUGAUGGAACUUUCAGAGGAAGUGCUGACACCUGAUGGGAAACCUAUCAAGCUGAGGAUAGGUAUCCACACAGGUUCGGUGCUGGCGGGCGUGGUCGGGGUUAAAAUGCCACGUUAUUGCCUGUUUGGGAACAAUGUUACACUGGCCAGCAAGUUUGAAUCGGGGAGCCAUCCCAGGUGUAUCAAUGUUAGUCCCACAACUUACCAGUUGCUAAAAGAUGACCGCUCUUUUUCAUUUGUCCCUCGUUCACGCCUGGAGCUCCCGGAAAAUUUUCCUAAAGAGAUCCCAGGGACAUGUUACUUCCUGGAGGCAGGGACAUCUCACAGCCAUGCCUCGCUCACCAGCUCUCGCUCCGCCCCUCCGGCCUCUAUGAGGAAAGUCUCCUACAGCAUCGGCACCAUGUUUCUAAGAGAAACAAGUUUGUAGGUCCCACGCACAGACUAGGAUACGCAAAUAUUCAUUAUGUGAGAGGCUGUAUUUAAACCCGAGGAAUACGCAGGGAACAGAUCACACGAAUCUUUGGAUAUGCAAAUGAAUUACGUGUGAAAACUUGGAUUCAGACCUGUGGGAUGGCCUGUAUGACUUACACUUGCUGUCGUCAUAGGUGAAAAAGAACAUCAUGCCCUCAUCUCCACUGAGCAAAGGAGAGAUGGUUCAAAAGACCUGAGGAACAGCAACUGUGCUCAUCUCGCAUGGACUCUUCUCCAAAGAGGUGUACUGAUGGGGUCAAUAAGUGGGGAAACCUUAAUACUAAGCUUAAUGAUCUCACUGGAUUCCUCAGCUUCAUAUGUGAUUUCUAGCUCUCAGCUGUGGUCCUCCUUCCCAAACGAUACCCUGGCCUGGGUCGAGAAGCAAGAGUGCUUGGAGAAAACCUGGAGAGAGACGAUUUACGUGACCAGUGUUGCACUUGUUAGCAAUGGAAUUGCGCAAAUAGAACAAAUCUGCUUUCCAUUAACAAAGUGGAUGCAGAGGAAUGAAGUUGUAUGAAGUUUAGAAAAUGGCACCAUUGCCACAAAUGUUUGCUGUAACAUCAUUGCCUCUUGUACAAGGAAGACCACUAUUGAAGAACAAUACAUCUCUCCUUCCAACUGUCCCUAAAUCAUGUCAUGCUUUGCCAAACACACUUUGAACAUCUGCUGCUCAUUAACAUCUGUCCAUCAGCCUAGGAGCAGUUGGUGGAAUGGCGAGAGAGAUGAGUGAGAGGCAAAAAAGGAAAUAGGUUUGAGGAGGGGGCAUCAAGAGACAAAUGCCAAAAUGCUAAUACCAAGCUGAUCUUAGAGCCUUUCCUGCUUCUAACCCACUGCAAACUUUAACCAACAACAAUUCAGCCAUUUCAUUGCAGGUACAUACAUUUAGGACUGAAAAUUAUUCCCAGCUCAGUGCCUUUUUACUGCUCAAAUCAGGACAAAUACAAGAUGGAUUAAUUCUAAAUAUUUGAAAGAAAAGAAAAAAGAUAAGGUGCGCUUCAUUUAUCUUAUUUUUAAAUUUUGAAGACAUUUCUGUUUCAUGAACUAACAUGGAAGAGUGACGGAUUUGAUUGAGGGAAUGACAUGUGCCAAAGGUUACAAACCCGUGAUGUUGUAAGUCACAGCAGGCGCCUUAUCCCACUGAGCCACCACAAGUCUCAACUAGUCGUGUCUUUCAUUUUAAGAUGGUCAUGAGCUGCUGGUCAGAUAAAUCAAGCGCUCCUGUAAGAGUUCAAAUAUUGGAAAUUUUUCUCUGUUUUUUGUCCGGAUCAACCAAUAAUACACACAGUAUGUACUAAUAAUAUAGUACUAUACUAACCUGUACACAUAGUCACAGCAUGCAUGCUAGACACAGUUCACACCUACAUACAUAAUCUUUUUUUUAAUUGUUUUUCUUUUUUACUAAGUGGAUAUAACAGUAUUUACUAGCCCCAUGCUAAUGUAACAACAGGAUUUGAAUCCAUGUCUACUAGUCUGCUGACUCCAACUACUCAGUGGAAAUCUCAGGCCUUCCAAAUACUUUAAAAGCGUAGCUCAGUAACCCAGACCUGGGGGGAAUAACUGUCAGAAGGCUUUUUUGCUGUUGUUGUUGUUUUCUGGUUUGUGUGUGUGUGUUGUUUUUUUUUUGUUUGUUUUUUUUUUAAGAAAAUCUUCAGAAACUGUCAUCAUAAAGUGGGAAGUGAAGGGCUGAAGUUAGUGUUAUUUAACAGACUUGGCACAUUUGGUUACAUACAUUGUUUCCAUUGUUGUUUUUGUUUCUUUCCAUCUCUGAGAUGUGACAUUAGUCAGUGCAAAUCAUAAAUCAAGUUUUAUCGGUUUGAACUGAUGGCUGUUCAUGCCCACAGAAGAAAAAGCAUAGGUUUUCACUAAAUAUUACUUUGUUGAUGUUGAUAGAAAUGUUUUUAUUAUCCAAAUAAACCCACAGAGAUUUGUCAACAUCA
Messenger RNA from Scatophagus argus, 5527 nucleotides. It is a transcript of the gene gucy1a2, whose product is annotated as guanylate cyclase 1, soluble, alpha 2. Gene Ontology annotation, molecular function: guanylate cyclase activity; heme binding. NCBI's taxonomy places the organism in Eukaryota, Metazoa, Chordata, Actinopteri, Scatophagidae. The coding region runs from base 1117 to 3546 and encodes 809 amino acids. Gene Ontology annotation, cellular component: guanylate cyclase complex, soluble. Gene Ontology annotation, biological process: cGMP biosynthetic process; response to oxygen levels. The transcript has 9 exons. The record is from RefSeq and is a predicted model, not a curated record.